Molecule: messenger RNA, 963 nt
Organism: Panicum virgatum (switchgrass)
Lineage: Eukaryota; Viridiplantae; Streptophyta; Magnoliopsida; Poales; Poaceae
Product: 50S ribosomal protein L10, chloroplastic-like
Exons: 1
Coding region: 16-702 (228 amino acids)
Biological process (GO): translation
Cellular component (GO): large ribosomal subunit
Molecular function (GO): structural constituent of ribosome
Source: RefSeq, a predicted model, not a curated record
UUACUGCGUUUAGAAAUGAAGGAAGCCCGUGAUCCAUCAUCUGUGUCCUCGAAGGCAACAGAUUGCACGCGCCGCCACACUCGCAUCCAGACAGAACCCUCGCCGCCGCCGCCGAUGACGUCCGUGCGCAGCUCCGCCGCGUCCCUGGUGCCGUCGAUCCGCGGGGCGGCGGAGCUGGUCCGCCAGGAGGCGCUCCGGCGCGAGCUGGAUGGGUGCCAGCUGCUCGCGGGCAUCUGGUGCCACGGGCUCACGGUGGCGCAGCUGCGCAGCAUCCGCGCGUCGCUCCCGCCCACGGCGCGGCUGGUGGUGACCAAGAACUCCGACAUGGCGGCCGCCGUGGCGGGGACGCGGUGGGAGGCGCUUAGGCCCUGCGCGCGGGGCAUGAACGCGUGGCUCUUCGUGCGGUCCGACGAGAUCCCGCCGGCGCUCAAGCCCUACCGCGACUUCCAGAAGGAGUGGAAGCUGCAGCUCAACGACUUCACCGGCGCCGUCUACGAGGGCCGCCUCUACGGGCCCGACGACUUCGCGCAGCUCGAGGCCAUGCCCACCAGGGCGCAGUCCUACCAGUACCUCCUCGGCUGCCUCCAGAUGCCCGCCGUCAACCUCCUCGCCGUGCUCCGCGCGCGACAGGAGGCCAUGCUUGCGCAGGCGCCCGCGGAGGGAGAGGCGGCCGCACCGGCGCCGGAACCGGCGGAGAAAUGAUCCGUCGACAAGGUUUCUUGGCGUUCGUCUCACUCAGUCACUCUGCCUCUGCAUUCUUGUAUGUUACAGCCGCGGCUUCGGCUGAAAAGAAGCCCCUUUUGUGUUUUGUGCUGCUAAAAUUUGUUCUCGGUCUGGAAUAUACGUGGCAGAAAACUGAUAAAUCAUAACGGCACAUUGCUCUGAUGGAUUGUAAUGUUCGUGAACUCGAGUUUGGAAUUGGAGCGAGUCAUGCUGAAUUGCCCUUUGCUGGUUCAGAAACUA